Molecule: messenger RNA, 2999 nt
Organism: Punctularia strigosozonata HHB-11173 SS5
Lineage: Eukaryota; Fungi; Basidiomycota; Agaricomycetes; Corticiales; Punctulariaceae
Exons: 3
Coding region: 1-2829 (942 amino acids)
Source: RefSeq, a predicted model, not a curated record
AUGAGCGCCCUCUUCGGCGGCCUGGGCAUCGUCUCCGUCCGCACGCCGGUUGCGGACUGGGACUGGAACAAGCUCCCGGGAGAGGGCGAGAUCAGAUCGUUGUUGUUUGCCUUUCUCUUCUUGGUCGUCUUUGUCGUCCUUGCUCACCUUACCAAUCCAUCUGAGACAUCCUUUCGCACUUUCCUCACCGAACAAUCGUUUCGCCAGCAUCUGAGCCGCCUCGACCAGUCGAGCGAAGACGCGGCCGACGCCGACGACUACGCCCUCCCGCACACGCACAAAGGUCUCGGCUUUGAACGCCCGGUCCACUUUGCUAAUCGUGCCUCGGUCUCCCUCCGCACGCCCAAGCACAUCACCCACUCGUUCGGUAUCCUCACCGUCGCCGCCGUCGUCCCCGACGCGCACACCCGCACCUCGCGCGCGGACUGCGCUGCAUGCACGGAUGAUUUUGAGGGCGCAUCGGCCGCCAUCACCGACUCCUGGUUCGUUGGCGCCUUUGGAAAAUGGUGGCGCGGAGGAGCCCUCGACGCGUGGUGGCUCGAGACCAUGUCCAAGUCCAAGUCGGAGGAGGGAUGGACGUCGGGAAUACUGGGCAUCAAGAGCCUCGAUCGCAUUGCGUCUGCCACCGGUCUAUCGCUCUCGUCCUACUAUUCCAAUCGCCUGUUCUCCCGCAUAACGCCGACGUCGAUCCGCCAGCCACGAGGCGCUUCGUCGCCCCAGUUCCCGGGCAGCCUUCGUCAGCGCAGUUUGUCUCCGCCGCCGCUCCCCAAGUCGGCCUCUCUCCCGCUGCACACGGCGCCUAACCUUCGGUCCACCAGUCAACAACAACAGGUUCAAACACUCACCGUCCCCACCGCUGCAGCAUGCGAUACGAUCCGGGGCAGCACGCCCGCUCUCUCGCGCACAUCGUCGACAGUUUGCCUUGAUCCAUCCUCGCCUAUGAUCUCGGAGCUGCUGCGCCAGAUAGGCAUUUCCAAGACCACCGUUGAAGACCUCCGUAACCAACUCACCGACCUGCAGCACGCUGCGGCUGAGUCGCACGCUGGCCUGCAGAGCGAGCUCGACGAGCACCGCGAACGCCGGCGGCAGGAAGAGGCCGCGCGCGCCGAGCUACGCGCUCGCACGAAGUCAAUUGAGGAUCAGCGACGCGCCGCAGACGCGGCCAAGCGCGAUGCCGAGAAGCGUCUCAAAGCGGCGCACACGCAACGCGACCACGCGGCGCAGCGGAUGGCACACUUAGACAAGGAGAUCGCCAAGCUGCGCCAGCGUGCAGCGGGUGACGCAGCAGCGCGACGCGCCGGUGCGGAGGAAGCCGCGGUCGCGGAGAAGGAACACGCGGAGCAGCUGGCGCAGAAGCGGAAGGAGAUCGGAAUCGCGGAGGACGUCGUUGCGGCGCUCAACGCGCGCGCAAGGCAGCUGGAGGAGAAGAUUGCGGCGGAGAAGGAGAGGCUGAGGCGCGCAAGAGAGCAGGCGGAGGCCAGGAGCCUGGAGCAGCAGGCGACGACGAUCUUGAGUCACAGCGUGUUGACCGGCGAGCCCGCGUCUUGGGGCUCCCUCGCUGUCGAGCCCGACCACGAUCGCGCGUCGAGCUCGCCCGAGGGCACGGACAGCUCCAUGUCGCCCCGGCCUAAGCAUCUUUCGCUUGGCAGCGCCUCGAAUUUUAGCCACUCCGAGCCGGCCGAGAACAACCAGAUCGCCCUCCGUGCCAAAGGCUACUCGAUCUUCAACGACGACCUCGCCUCGCUUCAACAUCAGCAACGCUCAGCCGUCGAUGUGCCGUUCACGCCGUUUGGGGAACGCGACAGCGACUCCAGCGCACCGCCGAGUGACCCGCCGAUAACGCCGCUCUCGUCUUCGUUGAUCCCGACCAGCCUCAUCAAGUCGCUCGACGCCAGCGAGCAGUUCGUGCGCUCCGACGAUGAUCCGAUCGUUGGACGCGAGACCGAAGUUGCGCUGCGAUACGCGCCACUGCCUCCUGCGCCGUUUGAGCUCCCGCACCAUGCGUCCUCGCUCCCGAUCGUCCUCCCUGGUCCCGACGCGGACGACUACGACCCAUUCGAGGUGCGGCCUCCGCCCCCGCGCGAGCGUGCGGAUUGCUUCGAUACGCAGCGCGCCACCUUCCACCGCCACGCACCCGAGGCUCUUCAGAACAUGUUCGUAGAAGAGGAACCAGUCGUUGCCGACAAGGGCGUUACUGUCCCGCGCCGCUGGUUCUCGAGCUCGACUUCCUCGACCAAGGAUAAGGACAAGGAGAAACCGAAGCGCGGGCUCAACCCGGACGCGAAGGUCUUCUCCCUCGCACGCAAGAAGGCGCCGACGAUACCGCUCCCUGGACCUCACCCGGCUACCUCCGGAUCCGCGCUUGGCAGUCUGCACAACGCGUCGGCCUCGCUCGACACGUUCGAUCGCCUCAAUCCGUCCAUCCACGCGAGCACCGGCACGCCCGCUGACGCGGGUCACUCGCUCUGGUCGACGAUCUCGAUGCGCGCGUUCGCGCCGUCUCCGGCCGAGCGCGAGGCGCUUCAGCGCGCACUCGGCGGGUCGACGAACACGAGCCUCGACCGCCUGCCGACGCUGAGCGACGUGCCUGGCAGCCUGCCCGCGACGCCGCCCCACGUGCACGCGGUCGCCUUCCCUGGCCCUGGCCCUGCACUAGACCUCGGCGCGUUUGGGUUGUCCACGCAGCCUCAGCGCUCGUCGUGGCUGUCCAACUUUGGGUUCAUGGGCUCGCGUAAGCCAAAGUUCAGCCCGUGGGACGACGAGGAGACGGUAAUGGAGAAGGAAGGGGCCGGAGAGCAGGAGAAGAAGCUGGUGGUGAUGGAGCAGUGAAGAGAACGCGUUGCUGGUGUAGAGAGGCUCUGUGUAAGUUCAUCGCGCUUGAGGCGGGGGUGGGGUAUGGGUUGUAGGAGCAAAGAAGAAAGAGCACUGGUGCUGAAGAAGGGGGGUGCUCGUUGAUAACAAGAGUGGUUUAUUUGUCACUGAAGCAGAAAUGAAACGAA